Molecule: messenger RNA, 1504 nt
Organism: Prinia subflava (tawny-flanked prinia)
Lineage: Eukaryota; Metazoa; Chordata; Aves; Passeriformes; Cisticolidae
Gene: LIPT1
Product: lipoyltransferase 1
Exons: 2
Coding region: 275-1393 (372 amino acids)
Biological process (GO): protein lipoylation
Cellular component (GO): mitochondrion; cytoplasm
Molecular function (GO): lipoyltransferase activity
Source: RefSeq, a predicted model, not a curated record
GGGAAGCGGAAGGCGCUCCCGAGGCCGCCGGCUCCAGGGAGCCCGCAGGGACAGGGACGGGCGCCGGGACCGCUCCGCUGCCCGCUGCACCAGGCACCGCGAGGAGCAGCUGCUCUGACGCCCCGGGAACGCGUGUGCUGCUGUGGGAAGAGCGCGACUGUCCCGUGCCCGCCGCCGGCAUUUCAGUUCUGUCACAGGAGCCGGCUCUUCUCCUGCCGCAUUCAGCAUUAGCGGGGCAGGCAUCCCUUCCAUCCGCUGUCCAGUUAUUAAAAACAUGGUACUCCAGUCAUUAAAAAACUGCCUUUGGCUGUCCUGCAUCCUCAGGACUCCAAAAGCUUGCUUCUGGAGCACAGUUAGUGGAGGCCUCAUUAUCCAGUCUGUUUCUAAUGAUGUUUACCAAAAUCUAGCUGUGGAAGACUGGAUCCAUGACCACAUGGAUUUAGAAAAGCAACAGGUCCUUUUCCUUUGGAGAAAUUCCCCUGCUGUGGUAAUAGGGAGACAUCAGAAUCCCUGGCAGGAAUGCAACCUCAGGCUAUUGAGGCAAAAAAACAUAAAACUAGCCAGGAGAAGAAGUGGAGGAGGGACAGUUUACCAUGACUUAGGUAAUAUCAAUUUGACUUUCUUCACAACCAGAAAAAAAUACGAACGAAUGGGAAACCUGAAGCUCAUUGUGAAGGCACUGAAAGCCUUGCGACCCCAGUUAGAUGUACAUGUCACUGACAGAUAUGACAUCUUGCUAGACAGGCAAUACAAAAUCUCAGGCACUGCUGCAAAGCUGGGAAGGACAAGUGCUUAUCACCACUGUACCUUACUCUGUAAUGCAGAUAAGUUUGUUUUAUCUUCUGUGCUAAAAAGUCCUUAUAAAGGGCUGAAGAGCAAUGCCACUCCCAGCGUGCCUGCCUCAGUGAAAAAUCUCUUUGAAGAGGAUGCCAGUUUAACUUCUGAGAUGCUCCUGGAUGCCAUUGCUAAAGAAUAUGCUGUGCAACACCAGAUAGAUCACCAUAUCACCUUAAUAAAUCCAGCUGAUGAGACUCUGCUUCCUGGAAUUAGUAACAAAACUGAAGAACUACAAACCUGGGAAUGGGUGUAUGGAAAGACACCAAAGUUCAGUGUUAGCACAUGUCUUAACAUGGCCCAUAAAGAUUCUGUUCUUGACGUUAAAGUAAAUCUGGAUGUAAAGCAUGGAAGGAUUGAAGUCUGUAACAUUGAUCUGCCAGAACAGUGGCUGCCACCAGGACUGUGCAGUGAACUGGUCAAGAGUCUUACUGGCAGUAAGUUUUGUCCAAACGAAAUCACUACUCUAGUGACAACAUUGCUAAGAGCGUGUCCACAGGACGAUGAGUUGCACAGCAGGUGGAGCCUACUAUGUGAGAAUAUGAUAAGGUUAAUGUGACUUGCAUUUUGAAAAUGUAAGUUAAAAUUCUGCUGCUUUUUUAUUUAAUGUAUUGAAAUCAAAAUUAAAACAUUCACUAAUAAGAGAAAAAUUCAGCUUGUGGAAAACAAA